CCAAAGUAAUGGAAACAUAAAAGAGUUGCAGAAGAAAUAUGGAAGGUGUGAGUGUUGAUCUGUCAAGACAGCAUUAUUUGCCUUUUGAUUACGGCCAAAAUAAAAUCAACAUGUUCUUGGUGUUCUCUUUCUUUUUCCCCAACCCCCCAUUUAAACCCCAUUAAAUUCCUUGAAUAAACACCUCAACUCUCUCUCUCUCCCACUUUUGUCUGUAUCAACAAAACCAAAAGCCCUAUAAAAAGACCGCCCUUCUCUUUCGUUCCACACUUCGUGUCGUUUAGGCAACAUCACUUGAACGUAUAAGGAAAUAAACCAAGAAAAGACAACCUUGUUUCGCUCUCUAUCCCUCUCUGUGUGUGUAGCAUUGUUAGAUUUAUUAUAAUAAAUAUAUAUGUAUGAGGAUGUUUAUCAGGUAAAAUCCAAACGAACCCAUUAUCAAUUGAUUUAGGCCCAUUUCUUAUCUCUUUGUUUCUUGAAUGUUUUGUUUAGCUCUAGUGAAAAAGACUUGCCUUUUCUGUUCAAUGAUGGACCGUAACCCUUUCUGUGUCGAAUCUUGAGGAUUUCUGUGAACACCCAUUUGCUCACACGAGGGGUUUCUGCAUCAAAGGUUUUACAGAUUCUACCAUGGCGGCAGAAACGUCAUGGGUCAGUCAUUGCUUUGACAACUUGGCAAAUCAAACCCUGGAGUACGAGUCAUUCUCAGAAAUUAAUGAUGAAACUGAGAAGGAGGCUGCCUCUGCGGUUUCUUUGGAUUUAAUUUUGCCCGAUGAUCUAUUGGAACGAAUACUAGCCUAUCUCCCCAUUGCCAGCAUCUUUAGGGCUGGCUGUGUGUGUAAAAGAUGGCAUGAGAUAGUAACAUCAGAAAGGUUUCUCUAUACUUCUCAUGUCGCGUCGCAAAAGCCUUGGUACUUUAUGUUCACGAGCUCAGAUGAACCAGUUGGUUAUGCUUAUGAUCCGAUCCUCCGAAAGUGGUACUGCAUUGACCUCCCCUGCAUUCAGACAUCCAAUUGGUUCAUCGCUUCGUCAUGUGGGUUAGUAUGUUUUAUGGACAAUGAAAGCAGAAGCGAGUUGUAUGUUUGUAACCCGAUAACAAGACAUUGCAAGGGGCUUGAUGAGCCUCCGGGCCCGAAAUUCUCUGAUUAUAGUGCACUGGCAGUCUCUGUCGACAGAGCGUCUCACUAUUACAAUAUCUCUAUUGUUAAAUCUAAGCAAGUUCCUGGAAACUUCUUCCAGUGGGAUCUAUCUAUCCAUUUAUAUGAUUCGGAAGCAAUGACAUGGGUGACAACUCUGACAGAGAUUUUAAUGGGGUGGAGGGCCGGUGACGAAAGUGUGAUCUGCGAUGGGGUAUUGUACUUCCUAAUUUACUCGACAGGAGGUGGUGGCCCCGACAACCGGCAUGGACUCAUCAUGUACAACCUCAGAAGCCGAUCUCCCCAUGGUUUAUUGAUGAGGAGUUUCAUACCGGCCCCAUGUUCUCUUACAUGUGGCCGUCUGAUGAACCUAAAGGAAAAGCUUAUAAUGGUCGGAGGCAUCGGGAAGCAAGAUCGGCCCGACAUCAUUAAGGGGAUCGGAAUAUGGCUUCUGAAAGGGAGAGAGUGGCAAGAAAUAGCCCGAAUGCCACAUAAGUUCUUCCAAGGCUUUGGGGAGUUUGAUGAUGUCUUUGCUAGCAGCGGUACAGACGACCUCAUAUACAUCCAGAGCUACGGAUCGCCCACCCUCCUUAUUUUCGACGUAAAUCAGAAGCAAUGGAAGUGGUCGCAGAAAUGCCCUGUGACAAAGAGGUUUCCCCUUCAGCUCUUUACUGGUUUUUGCUUUGAGCCUAGACUGGAAGUUGGUCCAUAGUUGUGUUUCACAUUGAAUUGCAUCUUUUGUUGGGCAUGAUAGCCAUUGUUUUUGAGGUUUUAUCUCAUAUGAUGAUGGUUUUCGUUUCAACUGUUUCGUUCGGUUAUGGUGAUUAUGAUGUCUUAGCCCUUAGCCAGGCGUUAUAGAUGACAAAAUAGCCGGUGGGCGGGUCGUAUCUCUACUGACAUGUCCUUAUU
Sesamum indicum (sesame) is the source of this 2039-nucleotide messenger RNA. Lineage: Eukaryota; Viridiplantae; Streptophyta; Magnoliopsida; Lamiales; Pedaliaceae. The record is from RefSeq and is a predicted model, not a curated record.